AUGUCUUCAGACACCGCGCUGAUACCUGGUCCUCCUGCAGGAACACUGGCUCCCAUGAGCUCGCUGGUGCCGAACUGUGCAAUAUGCAAUGCGCCGCCUCAGGCGCAAUGCCCGUGUGAGUCGGAUGGAUUGAGGAUCGCGGUUCAACAAGCCGAGAAGAGGAUAAUGGAGCCCAUGCUGGACAAGAUACGAGAUUGGGUUAUUGAACAUGCUAGACAAUACGUUCUACAAACUUUUUCCGCAAUUUCCGCUGCUCGCAAACAACAGCAUGCGUCCUAUCUCGCGUCUCUGCACAACAACCCCGCCUACUUUCCAUUUGGCGGUCCGCACCCUUCACAAAUGGCGCAGAUGGAAAUCGAGCUGAAGCGAGGGAUCGACGAGGAUUGGCGCCAUACUAUCCAAACAUAUCCAGAUGUCCUGAAUUACUUUUACAACCUCGUCGAACUGACGCUGCCGAGCGAUAAUUCUCCUACUGUUGCUGAGCCCUCUGUCGGCAGCCAUCCGCAGCCAGAAGUUCCGCCCCAGCAACCGCCUCAACAAGAGCCAUCAACACCCCCAAGACAACCUGGAAGAGGCAGCUUGAACCCGGAGGCAGCGCCAGGAUCCGAGGAGAGGCGACGUCAGAGGCGGCGACGAUACAGCGUUGGGAGAGAAACCACUACUAUUCCGACUGCGCCCCCGCCACCAGCUACAAAACGAACAGCACGGGACUCCAAUCGUGUUUAUGGCUGGUGA
This is a messenger RNA of Xylona heveae TC161, 735 nucleotides long. RefSeq lists its product as hypothetical. Lineage: Eukaryota; Fungi; Ascomycota; Xylonomycetes; Xylonales; Xylonaceae. The record is from RefSeq and is a predicted model, not a curated record. The transcript has 2 exons. Bases 1 to 735 code for a protein of 244 amino acids.